Messenger RNA from Dendrobium catenatum, 1799 nucleotides. Its product is annotated as serine/threonine-protein kinase 38. The coding region runs from base 70 to 1458 and encodes 462 amino acids. The transcript has 12 exons. NCBI's taxonomy places the organism in Eukaryota, Viridiplantae, Streptophyta, Magnoliopsida, Asparagales, Orchidaceae. The record is from RefSeq and is a predicted model, not a curated record. Gene Ontology annotation, molecular function: ATP binding; protein serine/threonine kinase activity. Gene Ontology annotation, biological process: peptidyl-serine phosphorylation; intracellular signal transduction.
AGUAGAAGGUGGAUAUUAGAGAAGAAGCUUGCUGAUGCUGACAUUUCGGAGGAAGAGCAGAACAAUCUCAUGAAGGACUUAGAGAAAAAGGAAACUGAAUUGAUGCGUCUCCACAGACAUAAAAUGGGAGUUGAAGAUUUUGAGCUACUUACAAUUAUUGGACGAGGGGCUUUUGGAGAGGUGAGACUUUGUAGGGAGAAGACUACAGGAAAUGUGUAUGCAAUGAAAAAGCUUGAGAAAUCUGAAAUGCUUCGUAGGGGUCAGGUCGAACAUGUAAAAGCUGAAAGGAACCUUCUUGCGGAGGUUGAUAGUGAUUGCAUAGUCAAGCUUUACUGUUCUUUCCAGGAUGAAGAGUUUUUGUAUCUUAUCAUGGAAUAUCUUCCUGGUGGGGACAUGAUGACUUUGCUAAUGCGCAAAGAUACAUUGACAGAAGAAGAGGCUAAAUUUUAUGUUGGCCAAACAGUUUUAGCAAUCGAAUCAAUUCACAAACAUAAUUACAUUCAUAGGGAUAUUAAGCCCGAUAACUUACUGCUUGACAGAGCUGGCCAUAUGAAACUGUCAGAUUUUGGACUUUGCAAGCCUUUAGACUGCAGCAACUUCCCUAAUUUUAGCGAACCUGACUAUACAUCCGGGUCAAACUCCAAUUCAAUUUUAGACGGUGACAAGACUUUGAACCGCAUACCUGUUGCACAGAGAACCCAACAGGAGCAGUUGUUGCACUGGCAAAAGAACAGGAGAAUGUUGGCUUACUCAACUGUUGGUACUCCUGAUUACAUUGCUCCAGAAGUGCUGUUGAAGAAAGGAUAUGGCAUGGAGUGUGAUUGGUGGUCGCUUGGUGCAAUUAUGUAUGAAAUGCUUGUGGGCUACCCUCCCUUCUAUUCUGAAGAACCAAUGUCAACCUGCAGAAAGAUAGUUAAUUGGAAAACUCACUUAAAAUUUCCUGUGGAGGCAAAGCUGUCCCCUCAAGCUAAAGAUCUAAUUACCAAGUUGCUUUGCAAUGUGGAGAAGAGACUAGGAACAAGAGGAGCUCAUGAAAUAAAGGCACAUGCUUGGUUUAAGGAUGUUAACUGGGACCGGCUUUAUAUGAUGGAAGCUGCCUUUAAGCCGGAGGUUAAGGAUGAGUUGGAUACUCAGAACUUUGAGAAAUUUGAAGAGACGACAGUUUCAUUGCAAACUUCUUCAAAGUCCGGUCCUUGGAGAAAGAUGCUUCCAUCCAAGGAUGUGAAUUUCGUGGGCUAUACCUACAAAAACUAUGAUAUUGUUAAUGAUUAUGAACUUCCUGGCAUCGCAGAGUUGAAGAAAAAGAGUAACAAACCGAAGAGACCCUCAAUCAAAACCUUAUUUGAAACAGAAUCUCCCACUAGCCAGCCUAUCCAUGGGAGCUUUCUAAAUCUUCUACCUCCACAGCUGGAGGUUUCUGAGAGCCCAGAGGCAUCACCCUCGCGGACUUCACCCUAAAUUCUGGCAAGCCAUUAUGCUUCCAACCCCAAUCUCGACUAAGAUAACAAAUAUUCUUUUACGUGUUCAUAAUCAUAGUAAAAGUUUAUGAGUGUUGACACAGGAAAAUAAAACAAUGGCGGAUUCCAUCAUCCUUCCAGGAGUCCUGUUCAUUAGAGUAUGUACUCCUCUCUCUUUAUAAUAAUUAAAAGAGGGGUAUCAGCUUUUUAUUAGUUUGGCCUUUACGCUGUACUCUGUUUGGUGACUUCAUUUUCUUCAAGCUGGAAUACAUAAAACUGCUGCAAAAUAUCUCUACUUACAAUUUUGUUAAUCAAACAUGAGCAAUUCUGUUCUACUUAAAA